Symbiodinium necroappetens is the source of this 1035-nucleotide messenger RNA. NCBI's taxonomy places the organism in Eukaryota, Dinophyceae, Suessiales, Symbiodiniaceae. The record is from the annotation of a GenBank genome assembly.
AUGAAGAAGGGAUUCUUGGCGGCCAGGCCUGAUGUCAAAGCCCGUGGAGCUCGCAAGACUGCGACCCCACUCGAGCCAAUCGGAUGCACCGACCAGAGGUAUGCUUCCCCUGCUUCAUGUUCUCAGCGCGAGGACUUGAACUUGAACAGUGUCCUUAAAGCAGCGAAGAGGCUUCUGGCUUCAGGGCACGUGUCUGCUGCUUCACGAGCGACAGCUUGUGCACGCAAGCUUCAGUCCGAAAAUGAUCCUCUAGCGCUGACUGAAGUGCUGUCGGCACUUGAGGCUUGCGAUGAGAAGGAGAAGGAUGUUGCUAAGCGCGCUAUGUUGCUAAUGGAUCGUUCAGACCCUCCGAUCGAUGCACUACUGGAGCUUUUGAGGCAUGGUGUUGAAGGAGAAGUUUGGGAUCAUUUGCACCCAGCUUUGGAGCGAAGUCUCGGCCAUUUUACGACGAUGCUCCAGGAAGUUGGGCUUCUUUCAGAAGAUAGCCUCUUGCUGCAGCCGCAACAGCAGCAAACAGGGCAGACAAAGCAGGUCUAUGUGUUGGCAUCUAUGCGGGAAUAUGGAGGUACUUGGGUUGAUAUUCCAUGUUCAUCUGCGGACCCAGAGAGCAUUGCAGCACAGGCUGCAGGAAUCACAGCCUUUUCGCCUGGUACAACAGCUGGAAAGGAAGAUGGGUAUCAUCAAGGUACCCGGACAUCAAGUAACAGAGGAUUGUCCUGGCGGGUAGUUCAAAGUUCUGCUUGGCCGUCGUGUGAGAUACUGUCGCCUGACAGCGGAAAUUGGGCUGUGCUUUGCAGCGGCGAUUGGGUGGAGAUGGUUGAAGAUCCUGAUGAAGAUGACGCAGGCAGCUGUGCGCACAGUGGCCCUUGGCCAGCGAUGCGCUGUGCUGCCGAAUUCUUGCAUGGCACGUUACCCAGGCCGAGUUGUGAGCAUGCCCCAACUGAUGCAUGCGGUGGUCAAGUGUGUGGCUGUACCUUUGACACCGCAACUAGCUAUGCCAGCAGAAAUCCCCAAACAGUGAGAGGCCGUGAAUGA